Molecule: messenger RNA, 3845 nt
Organism: Scatophagus argus
Lineage: Eukaryota; Metazoa; Chordata; Actinopteri; Scatophagidae
Gene: atf2
Product: activating transcription factor 2
Exons: 12
Coding region: 513-2066 (517 amino acids)
Biological process (GO): regulation of transcription by RNA polymerase II
Molecular function (GO): cAMP response element binding; DNA-binding transcription factor activity, RNA polymerase II-specific
Source: RefSeq, a predicted model, not a curated record
GACUACAUAAACUGAUAGCGAAUGGGUACAAAGCGGUUGUAAAAGACACAAUUUGUGGCAUUGCGGGGGACUUGUGCUCCGGUACAACGAAACGGCCUCGAAAUAAACGUUGACAUCUCCUCUGUUUACAGUGAUAUUUAGGUCCAAAUAUGGCGACGGUUGUAUGUUAACGCAGGGCUCAGACUAUUCCAUGGAAGCGACUGGAACAGAUAAUCGCACUCUGUCAUAACGUUAUAUGUUUUGUGUCAUGGCCUUUCACGAUGAGCAGUUCUAUUUACAGGACCGAAAGCGGCAGAAGUGUCAACGAUGCACGGCUCAAAAUGUCCUCCUGAGAACGCGUAUUUGGACCAAAAUAAAUGGACCGAGAAUUUAGCGUUUCUUAUGAUGACAUCGAGGUGUAAACAACCAAAGCAACCGCCCAUUAUCGAUAUGCUUUGUUCACAUUUCUAGCUGGACUUUCACCCUUACUGGUCUACUACAACGUCCCGGUGACAUAACAGGAAUUCCUUAAUAUGAGUGAUGAUAAACCUUUCCAAUGUACUGCUCCUGGGUGUGGACAGAGAUUUACAAAUGAGGAUCACUUGGCUGUCCACAAACACAAACAUGAGAUGACCCUAAAGUUUGGCCCAGCAAGGAAUGACAGUGUCAUUAUUGCUGACCAAACUCCUACACCGACCCGCUUUUUGAAGAACUGCGAGGAGGUUGGGCUCUUCAAUGAACUAGCAAGUCCGUUCGACCAUGAUUUCAAAAAAGCAACUGAAGACGACAUUAAAAAGUUACCGUUGGAUUUGUCCCCUCUUGCAACGCCCAUAAUACGCAACAAAAUUGAGGAACCGACACCUCUAGAGGCUCAUCGAGAUAGUCCUCUGCCUCAUCCUGAGUCUACUACAAAUGAUGACAAGGACUUAUCCUUGCAGCCAGCAUCACUGCCAACAUCCACUAUAGUCCAUCCUGCAUCCCUCCAAGUUCCCAAUGUACUUCUAGCAACCUCAGAGGCUAAUGUUGUAAUACAGCAAGCUCUCCCAUCACCAACAUCUAGCUCUGUUAUUACCCAAGUCCCAUCCACUAAUAGGCCUAUAGUCCCAGUGUCUGGCACCUUCCCUGUGCUCUUACAGCUGCCCAAUGGCCAGACCAUGCCAGUUGCUAUACCUGCUGCCAUUACAAGCUCAAGUGUACAUAUUCCAACUGCAAUCCCUCUUGUCAGACCUGUCACCGUAGUGCCUAAUGUCCCCGGGAUCCCAGGACCUCCCUCGCCACAGCCACAGCCACAGCCCGUCCAAUCAGAGGCAAAGCUGAAACUGAAAGCCACGUUAAACCAGCCACUUCCUCAGGUAACCAAUGGUGAUGGUGGUGAAGUCCAGAGCAGCGCUGUAACCCACACCGCAGCUCCCACUUCUCCUGCUCCGACCCCAGCUCCGGCCCCGGCCACGGUCCUAACUCCUGCUCCGGCUCCUCACCUGCCCACGACUGAGGAACCUUCUCCCCAUUCCCUCCAGCAGCCAGCCACCUCCACCACAGAGACACCCGCUUCCCCAGUGCCCCCUGUGCAAAACCCUCCAAGUACAGGAGGUCGACGGCGCAGAACCACAAGUGAAGACCCCGAUGAGAAGCGGCGCAAGUUUCUGGAGCGGAACCGCGCUGCAGCCUCUCGCUGUAGGCAAAAGAGGAAAGUGUGGGUCCAGUCUCUGGAGAAGAAGGCUGAGGACCUCAGCUCCUUGAACGGACAACUACAGAGUGAAGUCACCCUGCUGCGAAACGAAGUGGCUCAGCUGAAGCAGCUUCUUCUGGCUCAUAAAGAUUGCCCUGUAACUGCCAUGCAGAAGAAAUCUGGCUAUCACAUCUCCGACAAAGACGAGAGCUACGAGGAAAUGUCCAUCCCGGGCAGCCCCCAGAGCGAGGCCAUCCAGAACAGCUCCAUCAGCACUUCCAACGGGGUCAGCUCCUCCUCCGUGACCCUGGCGUCCUCCGCCCCGUCCAGCACAGCCGCCGCCACGACGUCGAACCAGAGCACAGAGAAGAAUCAGCCGCGGAGGGGCGCCAGCCAGUCGCAGCCCUCAGGGAGUUGAUUGUCCUGAACUGUGCAUGAGCGUCAACACUGGAGCGCUGUUUCCUCCUCGGUCUCUCUGACAAACAGAGGGAAGGAAUUCUCUCUCAGCUUCAGUUUGGACCGCAGUGUUCUUAAUUUAUUCUUGAUUGGUUUGUUUAUGUUUGGUCCUUUUUUUUUUCCACAGGCAAUGCUUUUGGAAAUGCAAUGUUUUCUCUCGAAUUGAUGAAGACAAAAGAACAGGCACUUUAGGUGUAAGAUGUAAAACAGGUGGUUUUAAAAUGUUUUUGUAUUUGUGUAACUUAUUUAUUAAUCUUCUAUAUUUUUUUAUUUGAAUGCGGUCAGCCUGAAGGUUGACCAGUGAGUUGUUAGAGACCAUACCAAAGUGUGUUGUGGCUCAUUUCUAAUUAGUUUGCUCGUUUGUCUCCAUGUCUUUUUAUAAGCACUAUCUUUAUGAUGAAGUUAAUUAAUUUAAACUCAGUCACUUUCCUUUGUAAUUUACUUUAUUUCCAUUUUGCACACUAUGAGAGAUGACGGGUUUACCUUUUUAGAGUUUUGACAGUCCACAUGUUAAGUGCUUGGAGCUUUAUAAGAGUAGAUUUGAAUACUGUCACAUUACACAAAUGUAAAUGGCUGAACCAAGUUUUAGGUUUGACAACUUUUCUGUAUGAUCAGCUGUAGUUGCUUUGUGCAGUUUGAAUGUUUGUUUUUUUUAAAAAAAAAAAUAGUCUUAAGGAGGUGACCUGGUUAGACGUGUGUUAUGUCAUUAACAUUCCAUCUCUAGUCUGAAGCAGUGAUUGUAUGAUUGCAGUACCUUUUCCACUACUCGAUCAUGGUGACGGUGACUCAGUGCCAUUAAUGUUUUUGUAUAACUUACUUCUGUACAUUUUUAAUGCAGAUUAGCUUGAGUUGAUGGCCGUCCUCUCAGAUGAAGGGUUCCACGAACAUAGUUUCUCAGUAAGGAGUUAUCUCGCUUUGUACACUGUCUUUGCUUUCUAAGUGACUCUUUAUGGCUUCAGUGUCUGAUGCAGAACAUUUAAGGACAUUGUGCUGUUUUCAUGAUGACAACUCUAAAUGACGUUUUUAGAAAACAUUGUAAAUGACAUCAGUUGUAUGUGAUCUUUCUUGAUGUUAUGUAUUUUUUUUUAUAGAAUAGUCUGGAUUCAGUAGCUGAGCCCUGUUGAUCACAUUAACUCUAUUAGCGGUUCAAAAAUGAUCUUAGCAAUCAUUAGUAUAGGCCUCUCCUCGACUCGAUACACUUUCAUGUAAAAACUAAAGCAUUCAGAUGUGAAGGGGAAUCACGUCAUGUAUAUUAGAGUAAUUCUACUACUACUGCUUGUAAGAAUUGUGAGCAUUUCAUCAUUGAAAUAACAGUAGGAAGCAAAUCACACUAUGGAGUCAAUUUGCCUUUUCUCUUAGUCUGUACUGGCUUACUACUAUGUAGUUUUAUGAGAAGCUAACACUGUUUUCUUAAAGUCUGAUUUUUUUUAAAAAAAAAACCAACAAAAAAAACCAAACAAAACAAAAUAAAAAAAACUUUACUGUAAUGUGCUAUCUGCAUGAGAUAAUUCUCUGCGAGAAUUUAACUGUUCAUUCGAUAAUGUCUCAGUCAGAUAAACAUCAUUAAACAAGUUGUUUUAACUUGAGUUGUGGUUUGAUGAAAGCUUUGGUUAUUCGUUUUACCUUGCCUAAAUUAAGGGGGUGUGAUACUGUGUUGAAAGUGUACUUGUAACUUGUGAAAGUUCUGUAUAAAAUUUGAAUUGAUAAGUUGUUGUAAUAAACUUUUAAUAUCUCUUUAAAA